Messenger RNA from Helobdella robusta, 990 nucleotides. RefSeq lists its product as hypothetical. The transcript has 8 exons. Gene Ontology annotation, molecular function: ATP binding; protein serine/threonine kinase activity. Gene Ontology annotation, biological process: intraciliary transport; cilium assembly; intracellular signal transduction. The record is from RefSeq and is a predicted model, not a curated record. The coding region runs from base 1 to 990 and encodes 329 amino acids. Gene Ontology annotation, cellular component: cytoplasm; nucleus; cilium. Lineage: Eukaryota; Metazoa; Annelida; Clitellata; Rhynchobdellida; Glossiphoniidae.
AUGGAAAAUUAUCAGCUAACAAAACAGCUUGGUGAUGGGACAUAUGGUAGUGUCCUGCUGGCUACAUGUAAAAAAACUGGUGAAAAAGUGGCUAUAAAAAAAAUGAAAAAAAAAUUUUACAACUGGGAUGAAUGCUUGAAGCUAAGAGAGUUACAAUCUUUGAAGAAGUUGAAUCAUGCAAACAUCGUGAAGUUAAAGGAAUUAAUCAGGGAGAAUGAUGUUCUGUACUUUGUGUUUGAAUACAUGAAGGAGAAUCUAUACCAGUUAACAAAAAAUAGAGAUAAGUUGUUUCCUGAGUCGACGGUGAGGAAUAUAACGUACCAGAUUCUGCAAGGACUUGCAUACAUGCAUAAACAUGGUUAUUUUCACAGAGACAUGAAGCCAGAAAACCUUCUGUGCAACGGUCCCGAAUGUGUCAAAAUUGCUGAUUUUGGAUUGGCCAGAGAAACGAGGUCACGACCUCCUUACACCGAUUACGUGUCAACCAGAUGGUAUCGGGCACCUGAAGUUCUGCUGAGAUCGUUGAAUUACAACUCUCCAAUUGAUCUGUGGGCUCUUGGUUGCAUUGUUGCAGAGUUGUACACGUUGAGGCCUCUCUUCCCUGGCAGCAGUGAAAUUGAUGAACUUUUCAAAAUUUGUUCAAUACUAGGUGCUCCUUCCAAGAACGAUUGGCCUGAUGGGCACAAAUUAGCUGCCAGCAUGAAUUUCAGAUGGCCUCAAGUCAUUCCAACCCCCCUCGACCAGGUGGUGCAGAAUGCAACUCUCGACGGAUUGAACCUCAUGAACCAGCUGCUUCUCUGGGAUCCACAAAAAAGACCUUCUGCUCAGGCCGCCUUACAGCACAGUUUCUUCAGAGUUGGACAGAACUUUGGAGGUCAAACACACGUGCAGCCCAACACCGCACCUCCUGCAUUGCCCGCUCUCCAACCUCAACACGCACACUCCAACCAGGUGGAGUUCAACUGGUCAAGCAAGAACAAUACUGUUUAG